AUGCAAGUCUGUGUAAAUUUUAUACAAAGAAGAGCAACGGAAUUGCAACCAAAAGUUAUCCUCAUAAAUCGCCUUUCCGCACACUUGUCAACGUCUCCAUCUCCACCACUUCCGCAUCCUCUCGUGACCACCAGCCACACGCCUGUGGGUGCCCUAACCCCCAAACCUCCCAACACGUCCUUCGGUUCUCAUCACCAGGUCUCCAUUGCUAUGCCGAAAUUUAACAUCAACUCGCCGAGUUUCACUCCCAGUGUGGUGGACAAGGCGGCUAUCGACUCCACGGGUCCCGCUGCGCCCGCAGCCGCGCCCGCCUUUGUGCCAGGCAAGUCGCCCAUCGACCUGGAGCAGAUCAAAAACAAACUGACCAUCAGCAAAGACAAGAAGGAGAAUGCGAAAAGCGCACUGCCCAAAUUGAACCCUGCUGUGGCCGGCUUCACGCCUGGCGCGUCGGCUUCAGGCUCAACCACGCCCAAAAUGGCCACAGCACCCAGCUUCCAACCCAACCAGACAUCGGCCAUCAACACAAACAGCAACAGCAGUGCGUCAGCAACGUCUCAGAGUGGCCCUCCCGGCGCCUCCUUUCAACCCAACCAGUCGUUCCAGCCAGGCGCAGCCUCAUUCCAACCGCGUUUUCAGUCCGGACCGUCUCAAAUCGAACCUGGAUACGACAACUACUACGAUGAAAUGAGUAACGGAGCAGUCAUGGCAGCAGCGCAGAACCAGCAGUUCCCCCUGCAGUACCAUCUGUACGCACCCCACUACCUAUCUGCAUCGCGACAACGACAACUUCUGUCCCACCAGAAGACAGCAAAGGACUUCUUUCUGGACCCUCACCUCCACCAGCGCCUACACAAGCAAUCCGAGGACCUGCUCAGGGUCGAGGGCUCGUCCAACCUGCCGCGGUUCGUCGACAAGUACCAUUCAUUGGUGUUGCUGGACUCCAAUCUCAACACCAAAGAAAACGGAGCUCCAGGAGAAUCGCCUCAGUGGGUGUACAAAUGCAUGAACGGCAAGGACGGAAAACAGUAUGCGCUACGGCGCAUUCAGGGAUUUGUGCUUACCAAUGAACAGGCCAUGACCAGCGUAAGAAAGUGGCAGAGCAUUGUGCACCCUGCGUUUGUGUCUCUGUGCGAGGCCUUCACCACCCGAGAUUUUGGAGACGCGUCUCUGUGCAUGAUUUACGAUUUUUUACCUUCGGCAGAAACGCUUUUCGACCUGCUCAACCGUGGUCAGCAGUUUUCCCGUGACGUGAUCAUCUCGUAUCUCCUGCAACUGCUGUCUGUGCUGGAUACCAUUCAUUCUGCUGGCUUGGCUGCCAAGACCGUGGACCCCACAAAGAUUCUGGUCUGUGGCCCCGGGCGAGUCCGACUGAACUGCUGCGGACUUUAUGACGUGAUCAAUUUUGACAAAGACGAGAACGUUACGCUUUUCCAGCAACAGGAUCUUCGAAACCUCGGUCUGCUGGUCCUCUGCUUGGCAUGCAACUCUGUGGAGGCCACUAAGAAUGUUGAGCAGAGUCUCACUCGUCUUGACAGUGAACUUCAGGAGAUUGUGCAGUAUCUGCUGUCUUCCAACACAUCCAAGACUGCCUCUAGAGUGCUGGCAUCUCUAACUCCUCUUCUGACGGCCACGUUCAAUGAGUCUCUCAACACCAACGAUUCUCUGGAACACGAGUUGCGUCGAGAGCUGGAAAACGGACGGUUGGUGCGGCUCAUGGCCAAGCUCAACUUCAUUACUGAGCGGCCCGGGCCUGAUCCAGAAAUGUCCCAGCAGUGGUCCGAGACUGGAGAUCGGUAUUUGAUCAAGUUAUUCAGAGACUAUGUUUUCCAUCAGCAGGACGAGAUGGGUAAGCCGGUUAUGGAUCUGGGUCAUGUUGUGCGAACGCUGAACAAGCUGGACGCCGGAAUUGAUGAGAGAAUCACUCUGAUCAGCAGGAACGGACAGAACUGUCUUAUUGUGUCCUUCAAGGACCUGAAGCAGUGUAUCGAGAGUGCGUUGAGGGAUCUCGAGUAG
Molecule: messenger RNA, 2013 nt
Organism: Yarrowia lipolytica CLIB122
Lineage: Eukaryota; Fungi; Ascomycota; Dipodascomycetes; Dipodascales
Biological process (GO): nuclear-transcribed mRNA poly(A) tail shortening; protein phosphorylation; mRNA processing
Cellular component (GO): PAN complex; P-body
Molecular function (GO): poly(A) binding; protein kinase activity; ATP binding
Source: RefSeq, a predicted model, not a curated record